This is a messenger RNA of Colletotrichum navitas, 1641 nucleotides long. RefSeq names its product FAD binding domain-containing protein. Gene Ontology annotation, molecular function: FAD binding; oxidoreductase activity. The record is from RefSeq and is a predicted model, not a curated record. Lineage: Eukaryota; Fungi; Ascomycota; Sordariomycetes; Glomerellales; Glomerellaceae. Bases 1 to 1641 code for a protein of 546 amino acids. The transcript has 2 exons.
AUGACGACGACGAUCAGGAGCUCGACGGGCGAGUGCAAGUACCUCCCGGGGGACGCGGGAUGGCCCUCUGCCGAUGCGUGGGCGCGGCUCAAUGAGACCGUCGGAGGACGUCUGGUCGCGACCGUCCCUCUGGGGAGCCCGUGUCACGGAGCAGCUUACAAUGCGACAGAGUGCGCCCGUCUUCAGGACGCAUGGCUCUACUCCGAAGUCCACAUGGACUCCUCGUCCUCCGUCAUGGCCCCGCUGUUCGCCAACGCGAGCUGCGAUCCGUUCACGCCCAAAGACGUCCCCUGCACGUUGGGCAACUACGUGAGCUACGCCGUGAACGCCACCGGGCCGGCCGACGUCCAAGCCACGCUCGCGUUCGCCAACCAGAACAAUGUGCGCCUCGUCAUCCGCAACACCGGCCACGACUACAACGGCAGGUCGACGGGCGCCGGCGGGCUUGCUGUCUGGACCCACUACCUCAAGGGCACCGAGAUCCUCGACUGGGACGACGGCCACUACGCCGGCAAGGCCCUCAAGGCCGGCGCCGGCGUCCAGGGGUUCGAGGCCAUCGCCGCGGCCAACGAGGCCGGGCUGGCGGUCGUCACGGGCGAGUGCCCCACCGUCGGCUUCGCCGGGGGGUACGUCCAGUCGGGCGGCCACUCGGCGCUGAGCACCGUCUACGGCCUGGCGGCCGACAACACCCUGUCCUUCGAGGUCGUCACCCCGACCGGCGAGAUCGUCACGGCCUCGCGGACGGAGAACCGGGACCUCUACUGGGCCCUGAGCGGCGGCGGCGGCGGCAACUACGGCGUCGUCACCUCCAUCACCGCGAGGGCGCACCCCGACGCCCCCGUCAGCGGCGCAAAGUUCGCCGUCACCGUCGCCGACAACGCGACCCUGUACCGCGUGAUCGACGCCUUCCACGCCGCCCUCCCGGCCAUCGUCGACUCGGGCGUCAUGGUCAUCUACUUCUUCGGCCCGGGCUUCCUCCAGUCACCGGCCCUGACGGCCUACGACAAGACCCAGGCCGAGGUCGAGCAGAUCCUCGCGCCCCUCGCCGACUCCCUCGCCCUGCUCAACGUCACCUUCCAGCCCGACUACACCUCGUUCGACACCUACCGCGACCACUACAACCACUACUGGGGCCCCCUGCCCUCGGGCAACAUCCAGGUCGGCACGCAGCUCUUCGGCGGCCGCCUCCUGCCGCGCUCCGUCCUCCCCGCCUUCGGCCCGACCGCGCAGCAGCUCGUCGAGCUCGGCGUCACCUACAUCGGCGUCGGCCUCAACGUCUCGCGCUUCGGCGGCGACGGCGUCAACGCCGUGCUGCCGCAGUGGCGCGACUCCAUCGUGCAGGUCUCGCUGACGCUGCCAUGGAGCUUCGAGGUCCCCUUCGCCGACAUGGUGGCCGAGCAGAGCCGCAUGACCGAGGUCGUGCAGCCCGUCAUCGAGGCCGCGACCCCCGGCGCCGGCGCGUACAUCAACGAGGCCGACUUCCAACAGAAGGACUGGCAGGAGACCUUCUUCGGCGUCAACUACCCCGAGCUUUUGAAGAUCAAGAACAAGUACGACCCCAACGGGCUGCUGUACAACGUUGCCGCCGUCGGCAGCGAUGCAUGGACCGUUGACUACAACGGGCGGAUGUGCCGGGCAUGA